GAGAAUUUCCAGCGGCUGAGCGGGGUUUCCAGUCUGGGCGGAGCGACGCAGCGCAGGAAGUUCCACUGCAGCCAGAUGGAGUUUCUCUGUUAUUCUGCCGGACAAACUCGCUCCCUGCCGUGGCUAUAAAGUCAGAGCGCUCAGCACACACCCGGGGAGAGGAUGGCCGUGCUGCUGGAUCUGACCCGCUGCUGCAGCAGCAGCUGCUGCAGCCCCGGAGCCUCUCUGCUGCAGGAAGCGGACUUGCACGUCUUUCUGCUGUGCGGCGCGGAAAGUCACCGGCGAGAGAACGGCCUCUCGGACCCGUUCCUGGGCUCCCGCAGGAGCGUUCACGGCCUGGACUCCGGGUCCACCGCGGAGCGUCUGUACCGACUCAAGCGGAGCCUGGAUGAUCUGGACCUGAGUGCGGUCAGGGUGCUGACCACGGCGCGGGGCAGGGAGGUGCUGGCUCGGUACCAGGAGUUGCUAUUUACCGCCGUUUAUACCUUUGAUUACGACGUGACGCAGGCGGACAAGCUCACCUGUUCGGACUGCUGUGGCUCCGCCCACACGGACUCACCUGAGGGUGAAGCGGAGGAAGAAGUGUCGGCCUUCCUGCAGCAGCUGCCCGCUCUGAAGGGGGACAUCAGAACCCUGAGGUCCACUUUGAUCCCAGACUGCUUCGGUCACGGCUUCAGCACCCGUUCAGGCGGCGUCUCCUACAUCCCCACUCUGUCCUCCUUGAAUCUGUUCAGCAGCAGUAGGAGGAGGGACCCCCGGGCCGUGGUGGAAGAAAACCGGCGCCGGCUGGCCGUUCACGCCGGCUUCCAUCCCAUGCCCCUGCGUCUGGUCAAGGUGAACCAUGCCAGUGACGUCUGGGUUUUGGGGAAACCUGAGCCGGAAAGCUACGACUCCAUGGUGACCGAUCAGACGGGGGUUGUUCUGGCGGGUCAGGGGGCCGACUGCUUGCCCAUCCUGUUCGCCGAUCCCGUGAAGAAGGUCAUCGGGGCCGCGCAUGCAGGCUGGAGAGGGACCGUGAUGGGCGUGGCCACGGCAACCGUGGACGCCAUGGUGACGAAUUUUGGUUGUCGGUACAGCGACAUCGUGGUGGCGGUGGGGCCGUCCGUGGGGGUGUGCUGCUUCACGCUGGACAGAGAGCAGGCGGCAGACUUCAUCUCCAUCCACCCGGACUGCGUGCCUGAUCCAGAGUCGGCCAGGCCACACGUGGACAUCCUCCUCGCCAACAGAGUUCUCCUGCAGCGGCGCGGCGUCCUUCCAGAGCACAUCCACGACAACACGGACGCCACCCGGCCCCCCGUGACGCCCUGCACCUCCUGCAAUCCCGACGACUUCUUCUCCCACGUCAGAGACGGACUCAACUUCGGCACCCAAGUGGGUUUCCUGUGGAUCAAGGAAAGCGGGGAACAGGCCAGCGCUCCGGAGAGCCAGACAGGUCAACAGGGCGGACCUUAAGACGUGGAGAUGAUCCAAAAGUCGACGGCCGAGAACUUCUUGUAGUCAAAUGCGACGGGUCGGGUUCCAGUUGGCGGCAAAGCAAAUCUUAAGCGAUUCUUUGUGAAGAACUACUAAUCUAGUAGAUUACGUACUAAAGAGCAUCUUCAAGGGACGAAACGGCUAGAAUAAACUACCGGAGUUGUGAUUGGUCCUUUUAAAUCUACAGCUUGUGGCUGAACUGGGGUCACAUUUCAAACAGACAGAUCAAUGGCUGUAGAUUUCCAUAGUUACUUGAGAAAACAAAACGACACAGAGCUUAUAGAUUAAAACUUGGGACAAAAUACUCAAAACUGCAGCAGAUAGAACAAGAGAGAAAGUGUUUUUUUUCCAAUCCUUUCUGCUCAGUGGUCGUUUUAUUCCAGCAUAUAAAACAUUCAGUUCUUAUGCACCAUAAAAUCUGGAAUGAACUUCCAGAAAACUGCAAAGACGCAGAAACAUUGGCUUCCUUUGAUUCACUAACAUUGAUCAAUAUGUUUGAUGUGUAUUUGCUUGAUUGUGAGAAUGCCAUGGUGACAAAAUGUAUCGUUUGUUUCUCCUUCCUUGGAUGGUUUCUUUUUAUGUGACGUAAAGCACUUUGAACCGCCUCGCUGCUGAAAUAUUCUGUGCAAAUAAACUUAAAGACUAAAUGGUUAUGAAGUUAUGGGCAAGUUUACUUACCAAUUUCAUGAGACAUUAUUUAAAUAAGACAAAACUCAUUGCUAUGGGGUAUUGAAAGCAUUUAUUUGAAGGGGAAAAGCCUUUAUUUGUAAUAAAAGCAGCCCUUUUUUAAAAAAAAAAGGAAAUAAGUGUUUUCACUGUUCCACCUCAGUACUGAAAUAACACAAACGCCAUGUUUCCAUGAUUUUAACAAAAUUAUUUUUCUUUUCCAGCUCAGUCCAACAUCAGUAAAUACAGAAGCAUGAAUUCAAAUAAAUGAAGAAAAAUGGGCCGAGGCCAGACUAUCUGAACAAUGCAGACAGUGAUGAGACCAACGUCUAACACCGUUUGGCUCUGAACAUGUGGGCUUGUAAAGGCAAAGUUUCCUUCUGGUGGACAUGUUGCUGCCAGAACGUUGAUCAGAACACAAAGACAGACACGUUAUGAGAAAACACGUCAAAUAAAGAGCUGAACCCAAAUGCAUCCUUCAGUUACUCUGUUGGUUUACCAGAAAAGUCCUCAUUAUUGAGGCCAGCUCUUCUGGUUUAGUGCAAGCUUCAGAAAACAAAGUUCAUUCUUUAAGUGCUUUACAGAGAUGCAGGUUAAUAUGAGUUAGCAAGCUACGCUGGAGAACGGGAAUGGAAUUUUCUUCAAAGACAAUAAAGACCAUGUAAGUGUAAUUUGUCAAGUUCUUUUGAUUUUCUUAAUAGAUAUUCUUGCUCCAUUUGGUUAUCCAGUCCUUUAUUUUUAUAAAUUGGAUAACUAAAGACAAAAGAGGACUGUUUAGUUUGUUCCCCAGAGUAACUAAUAGAUCAGGAGCCAUGUUAUUGUCAGCAUCUUUCUGCACUUUCUGCUGAAGGAAACGGCGAGUCCAAAGUUGCCAUGGCAACAGACCCCUGUAGGAACCAAAACAUGGAUGAAAAUCCUGACUGGUUUGAUUUGAGAGACCAUCAACUUUCUGACUGGUUGGGGGAACAAAAAACUCUAUUACACACAUGUGGCUCUUUUCCAAUAGCAACGCAGCUCAACACAGUUCAACUGGUUUUCCACUAAUUGAGUGAGGACUCUAGUGGGUAGAGUCGUAACUGCGUAGACCCAGAGUCUAAAAAGUWGUGUGAUGUGAUUUGUACACGACACACAAAUAUACAAUGGAGGACAUGGAAGCUACGUUGAACAUCGUGUUGCACAAAUCCGCUCAGUGGCUGUUGUCUUUAAAAAUGGCGAGUCGGAUUAUGGUAAAGUGAGCUAUGGCUGCCAGAACCUGCGCACCAUAUGCAGAGCAGAGACGACGGGAGACGUCACAAGUUGCCCUGAAUUUGACUCCUGGUGUCAAGUCCUUUGCUGUAUGACUUCCACUUUUCUACCUGUUUUUUCUCUUUUUUCAAUAAAGCCCACCAUUGCCCAAGCCCCCAAAAAUUAUUUUCUAAAAAAGGGGAAGUUGUUCUUGUGUCACAACCACUGACCACCACUCUGCCUAGCAAAUUAGUGACAAAAAUAUUUUCUCCCCACCCCCCCUUUUAUUUUAGAUUUUUUUUUCCAGCUGUCAGAGUAGAAGCAGUCAAAGAGAAGCGAGGAAAGACAUGCGGCAAAGAUACCGGAAGUCAAACUCCAGUCGGCCGCGUCCAGGUCUGUAGCCUCCAGACGAGUCGCGCGCUGUUAAGCCCCGACCGACACUUUUCUGACAUCACUUUUUCAGCCCAACUAGGCUCAGUACGACCCCCAGCGAAGUAUGUUCUAGAAAAAUGUCUGGUUCCACAUAGGCGGACCUCCCUUAGAACCACACAGAGCCCAGUCAAGCUGCUGUGAACAGGUGCAAGUGGAAAAGGGCCAAUAGUGACCUCACCUCACAACAAAACCACAGGAUUACUAAAUAAAGGUCUAACAGUCACUGAGGAGGUUUGAAAAGUUUACCAUACAAACACCGAAUCUGGUUUUGACACUUCUGAUAAUGAAAAGCGCAUUACAUCACAGUCAACCCUUUCUUCUUUAGUUUACAAAAAAAAAAAGAAAAACAUUUUAUGUGCACCAUUACAGCAUACAAGCAUUUCUCAGUCUCCUGUCACAAAAACACAGACAGACAUUUAGCUGAAAGGUCAUUUGUUCUGCAGUGAAAUGAUCACUUCACGUCAUAGAGAAAUUUGGCUGUAGCUUCCUCCGGUUAGUGAAAGUAAAACUUGAGCCACUGAACCGAGGACCAGUUCAGACAAAGUGGUCUUUAUCUCACUGGCUGCAUUUUAAAAACAAUCAUGUACAAAACUGCAAAACGCCUUUUGCCAUAUAUAUAUGUCCAAUGUUACAAUUGAGCUGAUUAAAACAGUCCUUCAGUUUCUUUUGACGUCCAUGUUAAAAUAAGAAGCACCGCUGCAUUCCUGCCAGUGUCGGCGGCUCCGACAUCUGCCUGGUCCAUCUGCAGGAUGUUUAACCCCGAGUAGAGGCAGAUAUAGGAAAACACUGGAGGGUCUAAAUCCCUCCUUAGGAAAUAAGAAUACUGAUCAAGAGUUUAAGAGAACAGUUUUACCUUAAGAUACCUACAGGCAUCAACAACCGUAUUUAUUCUGAAAAAAGCAGCAGCUUUCCUUGAAGCUUAYAGCAAAUCGAAAUGGAGCAAGAAA
Molecule: messenger RNA, 4742 nt
Organism: Poecilia reticulata (guppy)
Lineage: Eukaryota; Metazoa; Chordata; Actinopteri; Cyprinodontiformes; Poeciliidae
Gene: lacc1
Product: laccase (multicopper oxidoreductase) domain containing 1
Molecular function (GO): copper ion binding
Source: RefSeq, a predicted model, not a curated record